UUUAUUUGGCUAUUGGCUCGCAAUGACACCUACCACUUUAAAAAUAUGAACUAGGCCUUUUAUUUUGAAAUGUGACUCAUCGGCUAAACCGGAAGCUUUGUUGGUGGCUGAUGUUUCGGUUGUUUGUUUGAGCUCCCAGCCGAGCAAAUGACGGUCCACAACCUGUACAUUUUCGACCGCAAUGGCGCGUGCCUGCACUACAGCGAGUGGAACCGAAAGAAGCAGGCCGGCAUCUCCAAGGAGGAGGAAUUUAAGCUUAUGUAUGGGAUGCUGUUCUCCAUCCGGUCCUUUGUCAGCAAAAUGUCCCCUUUAGAUAUGAAGGAUGGCUUCUUGUCCUUCCAGACCAGUCGCUACAAGCUUCACUAUUAUGAGACGCCCACGGGGGUGAAGGUAGUGAUGAACACUGACCUUGGUGUUCCCAACUGUAGGGACGUCCUGCACCAGAUCUACAGUACGCUGUAUGUGGAGUACAUAGUGAAGAACCCCCUCUGUCCCCUGGGUGAGAGCCUGCGGAGUGAGCUCUUCAACAGCAGGCUGGAUUCCUUCAUCAAGGCACUGCCAUUCUUCAGUGCGAGGGCGGGCUGAGGGGAAGCGGCUUGGAUCAGGGUACUACUGGGGGAGGGAAAGGGUUAAAAUAAGAGAUGUGUGUGUGAGAGAGAGAGAGAGAGAGAGAGAGAGAGAGAGAGAGCCUAUAUCAACCACACACUCAAGACAAACGAAAGCAAACACAUUUCCUUCAACAACUGCUACAAAAACAACCAUACAGCCUAGAUCAACCACACACUCAAGGCAAACGAAAGCAAACACAUUACCUCCAACAACUCAUAGAGAAACAACUGUACAGCCUAUAUCAACCACAUACUCAAGACACACAUCUGACGUGGGACCAGAAGACAGAGCUGACUGGUGUCCAGUAGGAUUUUGGGGACGUGAAGAUGUGGGUAUUGUGGUGGUAGAACAUGUGGACAUUAAGACGAUGUGAAAAUGCACCGAGAUGCACUGUAUGUUCACCAGGACAAGGUCCCCGGGGGAGGGCGGAGGCUGUACAGAAGUAGAUGUCCGCUGUGUACUUCCGAAACGGCUGUCUCUGUGUCCUGCCCCCGAAGUGACAAUAAACAUGGAGUCUUUCUGUCUGUGAUUUCUUUUCUUCAUAAGCCAUCUUGCAUAGGAGACAUUUCAUACCUGGCUUUCCCGUUACCAUUUAUGUGUGUUGUUAAUUCAAUGCCGUUUUCUUCUUACAUUUGAUUGCUUGUCAGUCGAUUAGCUGAGGGAGCUUGUGUGGAAUGACCGGCUUUCAAUAAACUCUGCAUGUCCUAAUUUA
This is a messenger RNA of Brienomyrus brachyistius, 1321 nucleotides long. It is a transcript of the gene trappc1, whose product is annotated as trafficking protein particle complex subunit 1. NCBI's taxonomy places the organism in Eukaryota, Metazoa, Chordata, Actinopteri, Osteoglossiformes, Mormyridae. The record is from RefSeq and is a predicted model, not a curated record. Gene Ontology annotation, cellular component: TRAPP complex. The transcript has 5 exons. The coding region runs from base 148 to 585 and encodes 145 amino acids. Gene Ontology annotation, biological process: endoplasmic reticulum to Golgi vesicle-mediated transport.